AUGUCCUCCCCUCGAUCCGCCGUGCACAUUCCUACAACCCCGGCCGUCCUUGACAGCGUCCGUCUCCGCAACAUCGAGCUCCCGCUCCCCGCUGCCCCAGACCCAUGGCAUCGCCCCGACAAGCCGCAGCCCUGCACAGCAAGCCUAAAGCUAUCCUAUUCUUCCGCCAUCGCUGCCGCAGAACAAGACGACGUUUCGCUCUCUCUUGACUAUGGCAAGCUCUUCCGACGCUUGGAGACCGAUGUUCGCGAGAUGGCCCACCACACCAUCUCCCCUGAGCACCCGCAUCACCGCAUGGUCAGCGUCGACGGCACACAGCGCGAGGAGAUGAAGAUCAGUGCCGUGGGCCAGGACCCGCGCGUUACGGCCGGUAUAGUGGCGAACUGCGGUCUGGGCCUGUUGGAUGAGACAGCCGCCGGUGUGCGCCGCAUGGCUCAUGUGCACCAGAGCCCGCGGAAUAGCUUCUCAGGCGCACCACCGCCCCCCGUCCCCGCGCCUCCCCGCUCGUCCCCAAUCGCGGCCGAGUAUGGCCGGUGUGAGGUGUGGUUGCACCUGCCCAAGGCGUUGCUGCGUGCGGAGGAGGGCCUCAAGUAUCGGAGCGUCACGGUGUGGGGGUACAAGGAUGGUGCGGAUGCGGAGGUCUUGGAUUCUGAGUCGCGGUGUCCCGUGGUGUUGGAGGAGGAGUUCCGUAUCGAAGGGGUUCGCUGCUACUGUAUUCUUGGUGUGAAUUCGCAUGAGCGGGUUGAGAAGCAGGCUGUUAUUAUUUCCCUGGGCUUUUCGGGUCCCGGCCAGUUGGCUUGGGGAUCGACCGUGGUCGAUACGUAUGUGGCUCUGACGCGGGCUGUUGCGGAGAAAGUCGACGAGACCACUUUCCAGACGGUUGAAGCUCUGGCUACCUUUGUGGCUCGCAUCGCGACGGUGGACUAUGGCAAUGAGCGCGUCACCGUCCGCGUCGAGAAGCCUAGCGCGUUGGCAUUUGUCCAGCGCUCUGGUGUCGAGAUUACUCGCUCCCAAACGUUCUUCAAGAACCACGAUGUGGCACGCAGGUAA
Molecule: messenger RNA, 1050 nt
Organism: Penicillium brasilianum
Lineage: Eukaryota; Fungi; Ascomycota; Eurotiomycetes; Eurotiales; Aspergillaceae
Source: the annotation of a GenBank genome assembly